Molecule: messenger RNA, 1320 nt
Organism: Lasiosphaeria miniovina
Lineage: Eukaryota; Fungi; Ascomycota; Sordariomycetes; Sordariales; Lasiosphaeriaceae
Exons: 2
Coding region: 292-1134 (280 amino acids)
Cellular component (GO): endomembrane system; membrane
Source: RefSeq, a predicted model, not a curated record
CUUCUGCAACGUCGUCAGCGGGGUGGUGCUCGAUUGGGGAAGACGGAGCUCCGUUCCAGCAUCCCACUUUCAGCCUCGCAUACCUUACCUUAGCCGUUGUGUUGUGAGACAUCUGGCAAAUACGCCCCAAUACGCUCUCGCUUGUCUUUGCUCGUCCUUUUCUUUUCUUCUAUUUGUCUUGUUGCCGGCAGCUGGACUGUACAGUACACCCCGCGCGCACGCCUGUGUCCACUGCACUGUUCCAAUCUUGCUUAUUUCUCUAUUCCGGUCCCGUCAACCGGUCCUCCCGCCAUGGCCAACGACUCUUCGGCGGUCCGACGCAGAACGCCAGAAGAGACUGCGCUGUCCAAGGUGCCCGACGCUGCCGGACCUGUCGAGCCGGAGGACGAGAAGACAACAGCGUCGAAAGCAGCCAUAAAGAAGAGCAAGCCUCGGCGUCCCAAGGCCAAGAUCGAAGACGAAGACGACUACACCCCCUGGCUCGACGUGCUGCGCGUCAUUACCUUUUUGUUCUUUGCCUCGUGCGGCUUGAGCUAUUUGAUCUCGAGCGGCGAGACCUUUUUCUGGGGCAUGAAAGAGUCGCCCAAUUAUAUGAAGCUGGACUGGUGGAAGAGCAAAUUGCGCGGCCCACUGUACCUGACGCCGGCCGAGCUGGCGGCGUUCGACGGUAGCGACCCGAGCAAACCCAUCUACCUGGCCAUCAACGGGACCAUCUACGACGUGUCGGCAAACGCGCGCACGUACGGGCCGGGGGGCUCGUACCAGUACUUUGCGGGGUGCGACGCUAGUCGGGCGUACGUGACGGGGUGCUUCGCCGAGGACCGCACGCCGGACAUGCGCGGCGUCGAGGACAUGUACCUGCCGCUCGACGACCCGGCCGUCGACCGGCACUGGACGAAAGCGCAGCUCAACGAGCUGCGCGCCGCCGAGCGCGAAGAGGCCCUGCGCCGCGUCUACGAGGGCCUGCUGCACUGGGUCAACUUCUUCGCCAACAACAAGAAGUACCCCUUUGUCGGCUACGUCCGCCGCCCCGACGGCUGGCCCGGCACCGAGCCCGUGCGCCGCCUGUGCGACGUCGCCGCGAGCCAGCGGAAGCCGCGCGAGAUUCCUAGAAAGGAGACGGAAGGUGCAUGAUUGUGCGUAAAUAGACGAAUCUGGUAGCAGGAGAUGGGUUAUUGGGGGUUUUUUUUUCAUGUGAAUAAAAGUUGGAAGUAUUGCGCUGGCUAUUUGCGGUCCCGUAGUUGCUCUUUCGAUUAGACUAGGACACUUGUCGAAGCACAUAUUAUAGGUGUAUGGCUCUGUUGGAGCAUUGUCGUUCAA